AUCGCGUGCGUCGGACGCGAGGGUAGUGUGUGCCUCUGCUCCCAGCCCAUCCCACAGUGGCCGGGCAAGCCGGGAGGACUUGUUACAGGCCCGUGUGGCUGGCCGGAGGUUGAUGUCUUGAGUGGCGCACAGUGGUGUACAGCCUCCUCAGUGGUGCAAAGUCCAAUCAUUUAAUUGUGUUGUGAGUUGAAGAAUGUGUAACAGAUUACGUUCGUGCAAGUUCCCAAUGUGAUUGUGUCAGUUUAGUUGAUUGAUCUCUAGUGUAGACCGCGGCCUUGACCUUGUGAUCUAGUGACGAUGUCGGUGUGCAGGCACGUGGCAGUGGCGGCGGCCCUUCUGGUGCUGGGCCAGGAGAUCCACGCCUCGGGGGGCGGCUACCUCAAGAUGUUUGAGGCGCAGUACAACCCUCCUGACCCGUGCUACGACGAGACUGGCAGCCUCCCCAAGAAGUGUGUCCCCGACUUUAUCAACGCGGCGUUCGGCCGGCCCAUGGAAUCCUCGAGCACGUGCGGCACUCCCCCCUCGCGCUACUGCAUCACCACGCAGGAGAAGGGCGAGGUGAAACGGAAGUGCGAGGUGUGUGACGCCAGCGACCCGGCCACCUCCCACCCGCCCCACUACCUCACCGACCUCAACAACCCCAACAACCUCACCUGCUGGCACUCGGCGCCCAUCGACCCUCUCAACCCCAACAACGUGACUCUCACGCUCUCACUGGGCAAGAAGUAUGAACUCACGUAUGUCAGCCUCCAGUUCUGCGGCCAGAAGCCAGACUCCCUCGCCAUCUACAAGUCCAUGGACUAUGGCCAUUCUUGGAUCCCAUUCCAGUUCUUCUCGUCCCAGUGUCGCAAGGUGUACCGCCGAAGGAGCCGCAUGGUGAUCGGCAAGGCCAACGAGCAGGAAGCACUAUGCACUGACGCCCACCUCAGCCUCAACGACCCCGUCACCAUCCCGGGUUCGCCGAGGAUCGCCUUCAGCACUCUGGAGGGUCGUCCCUCUGCUGGCGACUUCGACUCCUCCCCGGUGCUGCAGGACUGGGUGACUGCCACCGACAUCAUGGUGGUUCUGGACCGCCUGCACCCAGAACUGGACGAAUCCACGGCCGACAACGAGAGUGUGGCUCAGGAAAGUUUCACGUAUGCUGUCGCUGAUCUGGCUGUCGGCGGACGCUGCAAGUGCAACGGUCACGCCUCCCGCUGCAUCACCGACAAGACGACCAAGGAGCUGGUAUGCGACUGUGCCCACAACACCGCCGGCCGCGAGUGUGAAAAGUGCAGGCGCUUCCACUUUGACCGACCUUGGGGCCGCGCUACGUCCCGAGAGGCCAACGAGUGCGUAGCCUGUAACUGUAACCUGCACGCCCGGAAAUGUCGCUUCAACAUGGAGCUGUACAAGUUGUCGGGGCGUGUGAGUGGCGGCGUGUGUCACCGCUGCCGCCACAACACUGCCGGUCGCCACUGUCACUACUGCAAGGAGGGAUUCUACCGGGACUCCUCCACGCCCAUAUCCCACCGGCGAGCAUGCAAGCCGUGUGACUGUCACCCGGUGGGCGCCCUGGGCAAGACGUGCAACCAGACGACCGGCCAGUGUCCCUGCAAGGACGGUGUGACGGGCAUCAUGUGUAACCGCUGCGCCAAGGGCUACCAACAGAGCCGCUCGACCAUCGCUCCCUGCAUCAAGGUCCCGGAUCCCUCCUCCAUCAGAUCUGUGCCACCCAGUUACUCGCAGCAUACGUGUGGGAAGUGCAAAAUCACCAAGCGUCGCCUGAAGCUAAGAAAAUAUUGCCGCCGAGACUAUGCUCUGGCGGCACGCGUCAUCAACAGGGAAGAACUCGGGGAAUACACUCGCUUCGACAUCCAGGUUAUGGACGUGUUCAAGAGGACCCGCUCUGACAGGGUGCGGCGCGGCGGGGAAAAACUGUGGGUCAAAAACAUUGACUUGACCUGCAGGUGUCCAGAAAUCAAGAUGGGCGGGGAGUACCUCAUCCUGGGCCGCAAGGAACGCAAGCAGCCCCCGGGCCUGGUCAUCAACCGGCAUUCCCUCUUCAUCAAGUGGCGCAACAACAAGCAGAUGCGCAUGCGUCGCUUCCUCAAAAAAGCGUCCAAGAAGUGCCGGCCGUCGCGGUACUGAGGCCCCUCCCACCCCUCACCGCCACACCGGCUCCGGAUGCGGCUCCGGGCUGAUUCAUCCUCCUCCUAAGGAAGAGGAAAACGGGAACUGUGUCGUCGCAUCAUACUGUAUUAUGCAACACCCUCCACCGCGGGAGAGUUCACAGGUGUUCAGCCAAUAGCCUGGGAGGAUCUGUUGUGCGGCGAGUGACGAGCACGAAUCCAAGAAGGCGAGGAAGGACUCGCCCGCAGUGCCCGGGGCCCGCAGGGCCGCGGCCUCGCCCGUGUAAACUGUGACAGAUUGUGUAAAUCGGAGUGGUGGAGUCUGGAUCUUAGUAAUAAGGUGGGCUGUGCAGCGUAUCACUCACUCAGCUUGGCAGGUAGUGUAGAGCAGCGGUGUGCUGUCCACCAGAUGACUGCGUUGUAUCAAUGUUCACAAUGUCAGACUAAUUUUCGUUCGAGCUCUCGAUGGCAUGUAAGCCAUUACCAUUAUAUUGCUUGAUGCUCUCUUAUAGUGUACUUUUUUCAACUGUACAUAAAAAUCACAUUUAUGUGUGUUCAUAGUAGAAAUCAUGUUCAUAUUAACUGAAAAUAAUAUCCUUCUAGAUAUACUCAAGUCAACAGGCCGCGAAGCAGGAGUUACGUAUGAAACAAACGUUGAAGUACAUAAUUUAUCAUCUGACUUUUUCUCUCUUGAACUCAAAAUGAGGCCAACCAGACAGCCCCCAGGCUGGGCGUGUCGGUGCGGGCGGGUGGUCACUCGCGGCCUGUUGAGCUGCAGCUUGGCGGGCGUCUUCGUCCCCGUCGCACAAGUUCCUAAUUUGACUAGGGCCGUUCGUGAACGAUGAUGGAUGAGGUGUGGUCACCCUGGCACUCAUCCAGGCGGUAUUCUCGAGCGGCAGCACUACCACUCUGUGUUCUGUUAGGUCGGCUCUGGACGCGUGGGUCGGGGAGUCCCUUCGACCCACCAGAAUGUUUUCAAUUAUUCAUUGCUUAACUUACGUGAUCAUUGGGUUUUCUAGGAUCAUCAGGAAGUGUCCAUUUUUCAAAUCCAUUGUAGUGGAGAGCUUUGAACAGUGAUGUCCAGGACUGGAACAGAGCACCGUAGACUGUUGGCGUAGCGCUGUACAUGUUGGCGUCUGUGUGGGUACUUAACACACACCUCGUAGAUUACGGUACGGUUCUCGUGCUGGGGCGACGCGCUAGGCACUGGCAGCCGUCACCGAACUGGACCGCUGCUGCCCGCAGGAUGCUGACCUCACAUGGAGAGCGUCCUGCAUUGUGUUGCCUGCCAGGAUGUGCCUCGCCCCAGCACCGACCCACGUACUCUCCUGUUUGUCAUGCCUUCUCUCGCCACCACUCCACGUAGGAGAACUGAUGAACUCAUCCCGUGCGUGUCUGCUGCCCGCCGUCAGCGGGGCGAUGGUCCCUUGGAUCAAGAAGGCUGGAAACAGCAGGAGAAGAAAGUAAUGUAGGUGACACUUAAGAACUGUUAGUCAAGUUCUUCAACAAAGUAAUAUCUAUCAGGUAAGGAUAGUGAACUAUGAUGGGUAAUACCUGCGAGCUGUAAUUCUGAUGGUGAUGGCGGCGCCGUUCAGCCCGGGGCGGCGCCUCACCGGCCGACUCAUUCUCGCCUCCCAGGGCGGGGCGAGGCCCACCGCCGCACCCCACCCACACUACUGUAGCUGUCAACUGUGUCAUCAGCGGAAUUCUGGGUGAUAUUUACACGUGUACUUCUUAUCAGAGCUUCACCAAUGUACUGGUAGUGAUAACGACCAUAACAUUCUUGUUUUAAGGCAGUUCAUUGUGUGUAUGUAUGUACCUUAUAUUUUCCUUUUGUGAAAAAUCACUUCACAGACCAACCAUUAGGGAGAAGAGAGUGCUGAGUUAUGCCAAAAGGACUUAGGAGCUGUAUUUGCAACACACACACACACACACACACACACACACACACACACACACACACACACACACACACACACACACACACACACACACACACACACACACACAUACAAUUAGAAUGGAGGCACAUUGCAAAUUUUGGUUGUAGUUUUUUGCUUGUUUACUUGAUUUACAACAGCAAUAUUUUGUUCCUGUGUUCUUCACGAGUCCCAUGAAAGUCUGCAGUUUUUGCCUCACUUAGUUUCGCAGCUGCUGCCAAACGAGACUUGUCCUUAUGUUUGUGUGUCGCCGGUGGUGGCAGGAAGUCUCGCUCCCUUCUGCCAGCUGAUCCCGAUGAAAGGUGUGUCCAUCAGAUGAGUCGGUGAAUCAUUCAGCCUCACUGAGGGAUCAAAGUGGCCUCAGGAGGGCUAGGAGGAGAAAUACAUCCGUGACUGCAUGGACCGGCAAGCCGCGAGUUGUCUCUGAUCUACCUUAGCACAGUAUUCUGUUAUUCCUUGUAAAGCAAACAAUCAAAAUGUUAAGUUGGUCAAAUAAGCAUGGUGGUGCGCAGCUUUGCAGGGUUGCUUACUGAACAAAACGAUUUUUGUAGGGUUGUCAUACCCUUGAGACUGUUUAGCCUUGUGUCUUUGUCAUCAUUCAUUGUAGUCCUUUAGAAUUUUGCGGGGACUGAGGAGGAUGUUUAUGGAAUAUAUUAAGAAUAUACAGUAUAAGUGUGCUGAUGCGGCAGCAGCAGCGGCAGAAUGCAGUGUAGUACACAGGAGUUCCACGACUGUGUUGCUCGGCACUUACAGGUCCACAACACACAGUAAUUACCUCAUAAAGUUAAUCAAACUCGUGGUGGGUUUAGGCUCUGGUUUAUCAGCGAACCACCAGCAACUAACCCUCAUAGAUAGUUGGUCUUCAAAAGUAGUAGGUCGUUUGGGUGUUGGCAAUAGGGCGGAGUGCCCAGGGUGGCGGCUGACCGGCCUUGUGCCCUCCUCACAGUCCAAAGGUGAACUGCACGAGGCGCGGGAGGGGCUGGUUCGGUUCUCCUGUAACACGUAACUUAAAUUUUUGUCCUCGAAACGUAUAUUUUUAUUUUUGUCACUGUACAGUUUAUUUUUACGACCGAUGUAUAUUUGCAUAUUUCUGUAUGUGUAAAAAUUUUUCCUUCAUCCUAUGGUUUUAUGUUGUGCCAAACAAGUUUCCAUAAUGGAAGUGUAGAGGGUAAGUGCUGUGUUCGGACCCAAUGACCCCUCGGCCCCCGUCAGUCCCCGGCGACCCAUGAACCACCUGUUGGGUUGCAUGCAGCCCCGGUGUGGGUAUGGAUGCAGGGCGGCGAGAGGAGCCUGCAGGCGGCCAGGGUUGUUGGGAAUGGUAUCUGAAUACAGAAGAAUGUGCAUUCUACAUUUUGUGUUGUGACACUCAUGGCAGCAUUGAAAGAUACUUUGUCGCACAUUAAUUAAUGCAUAAUUUACAUUGCUUAUCAUCAUAGCAGCCAGUAACAUGCGCCAGGACUGAGGCAGCUCCCUGCUGGUUUUUUCCUUGGCCACACCCACUAUUUGAAUAUGACUGAAGCGGAGAGGUGGAGACUUGUUCACUUCAGCGUUGAGGCUACACCCGCAAGGCGGUACGAUUCUCGGCGGCCCUCACACACUGCCGGGCUGGGCAAGCUCUUAUUUAUAUCAGUAUAAUUAGUUCCGGAUAGCUUUAAUUCUAAGGAGGCACCAUUUCGUGGCUGCUCCAGCCACAAGUGAAGUGGUGUGAGGUGGCCGCCGCCGAGCCGCGCGGGACCUUCCUGCAUAUCAGCGGGCGGGCGACGCCCCACGCCCGGCCGCCCCGCACCCUCCGCUGUCCAAAGACUCGCUCCUGUGCAUUUCAUUGAACUUUACAGCAGUCACCGGAUGAAGUUAUUAGUUUUAUUUCACAUCCAGAUUAGAGGUGAGUGUGCAGGAGUCCCUGGGUGGUGAGGCCGUCUGAGGGUGGGGCGCCGACCCCCGCCUCCAGUCAUGUUACCCUUGUCCCUUCGGCGCUCUGUACAUACUCGCUGACCUCUAUUUCUCUUUUAUAUCUACAUGUGCCACGUGUACCACAGAUGAUUCGUUAUAUUAAAUAAAUGUAUUCGUAUUAGAAA
Messenger RNA from Portunus trituberculatus (swimming crab), 6126 nucleotides. It is a transcript of the gene NetA, whose product is annotated as netrin-1-like. Gene Ontology annotation, molecular function: protein binding. The transcript is spliced from 7 exons. NCBI's taxonomy places the organism in Eukaryota, Metazoa, Arthropoda, Malacostraca, Decapoda, Portunidae. The record is from RefSeq and is a predicted model, not a curated record. Bases 298 to 2130 code for a protein of 610 amino acids.